ACUACAAGUAUAAUGACACAGCCGCGACCCUGUGGAUGCAAAGGAUGCAGGACAUGUCUCAUUUGCGAAACCCAGUACGGGGCAGACAAGUACAAAAUUCAGCUAGAGUUCGAUAAGGCAAAAAGCUAUGUUUAUUGCCCGUUUUGCAACAAAGCGUGGCCGGGUUGGGACGGUAAUGUCUACAAACAACAUCCCAAUCACGUUGGAACACCGAUCGAGUACCCCGGCGUUUACAUUCAAUUGGACUUUAUAACGGAGAAAGAAGAAAAUGUGUUAAUGAAAAACAUAGACGAGGUACCUUGGGACAUAUCACAGAGCGGCAGACGUAAGCAAAACUAUGGUCCUAAAACGAAUUUCAAGAAGAUGAAAAUCAAUGCUGGCAGUUUUGAUGGCUUCCCAGCAUUCUCCAAGUUUCUGCAAGAUAGAUUCGAAGAUGUUCCUUUAUUGGAAGGUUAUGAUGUGAUAGAGCAGUGCUCUUUGGAGUAUGAUCCUAGCAAAGGAGCUUCCAUUGAUCCUCACAUCGAUGAUUGUUGGAUUUGGGGUGAAAGAAUUAUCACUGUCAACUGUUUGUCUGAUUCCAUGUUAACUAUGACUAGAUAUCAUGGAGAUACUAAGAAAUAUAAUCUGCAUUGUGCAGAAAAAUACUGCCCGAUAGUUAAACCAGAUGGCAGUAUUAAUUUGGAAUGCAGCAAUCUUGAUAAAACGGCUUAUGAAGCAAGUAAAUCAGAAGAUGAUUUGGAUGUUGUUGUCAGAAUACCAAUGCCUAGAAGAUCACUCCUAGUCUUCUAUGGUGAGCCAAGAUACCACUGGGAGCACUGUGUGCUGCGUGAGGACAUCUCGUCCCGCCGGAUAUGUAUAGCGUACAGGGAGUUUACACCGCCAUACAUGCAGAAUGGCUGCCAUGAAGAGGCCGGCAACCUCAUCAGACAGGCUAAGACAUUUUGGGAUCACAAGUUAAGGUAUCAAAUUAAGGCUUAAGUUGAAAAACUUAAAAGUCAA
Cydia amplana is the source of this 999-nucleotide messenger RNA. RefSeq names its product alpha-ketoglutarate-dependent dioxygenase alkB homolog 4. The transcript has 2 exons. NCBI's taxonomy places the organism in Eukaryota, Metazoa, Arthropoda, Insecta, Lepidoptera, Tortricidae. The coding region runs from base 13 to 978 and encodes 321 amino acids. Gene Ontology annotation, molecular function: oxidoreductase activity; demethylase activity. The record is from RefSeq and is a predicted model, not a curated record. Gene Ontology annotation, biological process: demethylation.